Molecule: messenger RNA, 3278 nt
Organism: Aedes albopictus (Asian tiger mosquito)
Lineage: Eukaryota; Metazoa; Arthropoda; Insecta; Diptera; Culicidae
Exons: 3
Coding region: 1075-3267 (730 amino acids)
Molecular function (GO): zinc ion binding; nucleic acid binding
Source: RefSeq, a predicted model, not a curated record
CAUUGCUGACGACAAGAUCAGCCGGAACUCGUGAAUCCCGAGGUCAGGGAACGCGGAUGGAAUCGGAGAACACCGUUCUGGAAGACACGUGACGCAAUAGCCACCGUCAAAUCAUCCCGAGCUACGAUCGGAGGUCGUCUGGGUGAAAGGAGAGGCACGAGUGUCGAACAAGCCCCGUAAAGGGGCUUUGUUUUUGGUCUCAUUGGCAGGUAAUCAGGCGUACACGGUAUUCGGAGCGGGUUCCAUCAUUCUCCCGGCAGCUAGAGGACGGCACGGUGAGCGUUUGUCUGGAUCGAAUCUUCCGGGCAAGCCAAGGCCAGCGAGAGGCAGGCGGAACAAGAUCGACGAUCGUCGGGCGCGUCCACUCGGUGCAACGAGAAGGCAAUCGUCAGCGGCACAGCCAGGCGCCGAUCGAGGAAAGAUCCGGCCGCUCAACGGUGGUCAGCAGCUCAGACAAUCGAGCAGAAAUCCGCCAACAAUUCCCAGGGAGGAAUUGCGAGGACCACUUCCUCCAGAAGACCACGCACGGCGUGUUCAUCUAGGGCCCUACGCCCGCGACACCGGCGACACGUUGCAGGCAGGCAACUGGGUCGGAACAAUCGACCACCGACGGAGGGCGGAUGAUGACCGGAGGAAAAUGGCGCGGCGCACCGAGUCGGCCAACGAGAUGCCUGAGCGAACGACUGCAGCAAGGGUGGUAUUAGACCACGGGCCCGUGAGUAGGAAAUUAGAAUAAGUUCUAAGUAGAUCAUGCCUAUAGUAAUAAGACGAAGAAGCCAAGUUGGCUAGAGAAAUGUAAGAAAACACCUAAUACAUGCAUCGUAACUAAAAUUCUGUUUUGGUUGAUUUGAAGUUGAGCCUUUUGCCCAUCAGUGUUUGUGAUUCCGGUCUUUGAUCCUUUCGCCAAGGUAGUUCGGCUCUACCGCUACCGGGGAACUUGCAACACUGGCGCCCAACUGAAAAUCCACAAAAUUUGAGACUACCGUCAGCGAUUUUUUGGUUUUGGGUUUGAUAUAUUUGGUUUUGUGCAUUUUGACUAUCCGGCCUUGAUAGUCAAUACAAUUUUAGCCCUUUAUGUAUAAGAUUCGAAACAACAUGGACUAUACACAAUUGACUGACGAAGAAGUGACCUAUGAGUUGGCUUUACGCCACGUAGUCAACCUAGGGCCAACCACCCACAGAGGGAAGGUUCUUCGACUCAAGGCGCUCAUGCAAGAGGAAUCCUUGAAAGACAGUAAGCCCACUAGCUCGGAACAUGUCAUGAGUUCCCAAUCCAAUCUAGAACAAUGUGAAUCGCAAGUUCACCAGCUGCAUAUUAGCGCCGAAGCUGCCAUUCGGACGGCUAACAGCGCAGCCUUAAGUCAAAUCCGGACUCGUCUGUACCAUUACCGCGAUCGCUUGCAGUUGAUUCAUCCUCCAACCGAACUGCGGGAAACUCAUGCAAUGUUAUCGGUGCACGUAAACGUUUUACUAGAUAAGGUGAACGGAACAAGUGUAGUGAAUGGUGUACCGCGAAGUGAGAGUGUUGUGAGUCAAGCAACUUCGACUGGAGCCAUAAGGAGGAACAACGGCGGAGAUGAAGGAGCAGUCGGAGGAGAAACCACGAUGCCAGCGGAAAGCACUUCGAGACAAGACACUACACCACCACCAGCAGCGCAGCCACCGCUCGUGACGUCAUUCUCGGGUGGACAAGGCAGAGGAUUGUUGUUCUCGAGUUCGUUCCAAACGCGAGACAGCGAAGAAGCAGAACAAGCAGAUACGAGGCACCAAAACACCUCACCUCCCCCUCCCUACCUGCCGCGAGAUCGGGAAACAUGGAACCCGUCGACCAGGGAACAACAAUCACGGGAAAACCGCGAAUUGCAAGCAAGAAUCAGGGAGAUGCAGGAGAGAGAACAACACAUGCGUGAGGAGUACUACAGAAUGCGAGACGACCUGGAGCGGUUGAUCCGUCGAGAGCGACCAGCACCGGAACGAGCGGACGAUCGCCGAAUACAGAAGGCGGUGCACAACUGGCCUUUCAAAUUUCGCGGCGAGAAGGACACGACAUCACUCAACGUGUUCCUAGAUCGCGUGGAGACAUUCGCGAGAUCGGAAGGCAUGAGCGAUGCUACACUCCUGAGUUCGAUCAAGCAUCUACUCCAGGAGGACGCAAUCGACUGGUACUCACGAGCAACGUCGCAAAACUUGUUGCGGACUUGGGACCAGUUCAAGCGAGAGAUUCGAAGAGAAUUCCUGCCCAGCGGCUACUCCCAAAUUCUCCGUCUGGAAGCUAGCUUCCGAUUCCAAGGAAGGGAGGAAUCCUUCGCAAAAUUCUAUCGCGACAUUUCAGCGCUUUUUCGCUUCGUCGAUCCACCCAUACCAGACGACGAGAAGUUCUUCCUGGUGAAGAAGAACAUGAACGAGAACUACGCAGCCAUCGUCACAGCAGCGAGGCCUCGUUCACUGGAAGAAAUGGUGGAAGUCUGCACCGGAUACGAUGAGACGAGAAUGCUUCUGAACAGACAACGCAGGAUUCCGAUUCCGCACAGCGCGCUUCGGGAACCGAACUUCGCUACGCCAGUAGUAACCAGCAGAACACCACCGGUUCAGCAUCAUCAACAGCCACAGCGGUUCAACAGGGUUCACGCCGUGGAAGUAGAAGGCGCUUAUGAGCACGAAGCGAUAGAGGAAGGACCAGAAGACGAUUGGCAGUACACAAUCGACGAACUGGUUGAGCAAGUCAACGCGCUGAAGAUGAACCUGGAGCGGAAAUCUGCGAGGCCAAUCUUGGCCGCACGCGACGCGAAGCAGUCCAGGUCGACGGACAGGUACAACCGAACAGAAGCUGAUGUUCUGCGAACAGCGCGACAGUACACAAGAGAAGCGCAAGCUCCGGCACAGCAGCAACGGCCACAAGCCGCAUCGUUCCUGACUCGGCCACCACAACAGCAGCAAGAACAGCCGCAAAGAGCACAGGGCUGGCAAGUACGACAGUGGAUGCCAAGUUCGGAUCAGAGCGACAACAACCGAAGAAGCCAACGUCUGCUGCCAGAACCAGGCAGGCAACGGGAAGAUCGCCACAUACAACAGGAAGAAGCUCCGAACGAUCAACGACCAGCAAUGCUCUGCUGGAACUGCGACGAGGAAGGCCACAGAUUCACGGACUGUCCGAAACCGCAAGCCAUUCUCUUCUGCUACCGGUGUGGACGGAAGGGCUACUCGUUGCGCAGUUGCUUCACGUGUCGCACGGACGCGUUAAACUACCCAGCGGAGAACCAGCAAUAGAGGGGAGCAGC